GUGCCAGCCUUGGUCAGGAACCUGCACCAGAGACUGACAGCCAGCGAGACUCUGGAAGAGAAGCUGCUGACAGAGUUCCUGAGGGUGACUGAGGCACACCCUGAUGAUGUUGUGGUGACCCUCCUGCGCUGUGCCCCAUCAUGUGACAGAGCUGCUGCAACCAUAUGGAAGACCAUCGCCUCAUCAGGAAGGACAAUGGAGAAGGUGCUGCCAAAGCUGCUCCGCGUGAUGGAGGACUGGCCACGGCACAGCACGUCCACCUCCGACGGGGACAACACACAUGUCUUUGGCCUGGCUGCAACCAGGGUGAUCUGGGAGAUUCUCCAGAUGCUGCAGUGCCCAGAGCUACUGAAAAAGUAUUCCCCCCGUCUCCUCGUGGAUCUGCUCUUCCAGAUUUCCAUCCACACAGAGCAGACACCAGAGGAAGUUGACACCUUGUGGAGGGAAUGCCAAAAGCAAGACAACCUUCCCACAAACUCCAAGAGGUUUGCAGUGCUGACCACCAAGGCCCUGCUUUGUCAUCUCGAGUGUGAAGAUGUCAUGGUUGCAAUGGAACAGAAGCGUGGCUGGGACACACUCCUCAACUCUGACACCCACCACUAUGCAGUGGGUCUGCUGGCCAGGUGAGACACCCUUGUCCCCGCUGCCCCUGUCAUUUCUGCCUGUGCACGGGGCACCCCACACAGUACCUGUGGUCGUGGGCCAGAGGGCCU
Molecule: messenger RNA, 713 nt
Organism: Neopelma chrysocephalum (saffron-crested tyrant-manakin)
Lineage: Eukaryota; Metazoa; Chordata; Aves; Passeriformes; Pipridae
Exons: 4
Cellular component (GO): cytoplasm
Source: RefSeq, a predicted model, not a curated record